Triticum dicoccoides is the source of this 1162-nucleotide messenger RNA. RefSeq lists its product as uncharacterized. The transcript has 4 exons. The record is from RefSeq and is a predicted model, not a curated record. Bases 1 to 1107 code for a protein of 368 amino acids. Lineage: Eukaryota; Viridiplantae; Streptophyta; Magnoliopsida; Poales; Poaceae.
AUGGUUGCUCAACUGCAGUUGUCAUAUCAGGUCAAGUGCCAGAUGCCAUUUUGGACAAUUGCAGCUGUUGUCAUGUAUGGUCUGAGGAAUGCUCUUGUCCCUACCCGCGUGUGCAAGUUCAACAUAGCCUUCUUUAACCUUGACAUAGAGUCUGCGGCUAUCCAUGGACCGCCACUUAAAGAGCUACCUUCUUGUGACUGGAGCAAGACUGUGGCAUCAUCUGUCAACGUUGUGUCCUUGAAGGUUAUCAAAUCCGAUGUGGGCUACCCUAUCAGUGUAUUUGGUAUUGUUCUCGCAAGGGAUGCGGUCGACUACAAAUGUGUGUAUCUCUUCAAGCGUGGAAGGGAUGAUCCCCAGCUCAUCAACUCUUCGGAGGAUGAAUUAACUUUAACAGGACCGCGUCGAGCAUUUAUUGCACGAGAUAGCAUGUUUUUUGAGAUUAACUUAAAGAUCAAGGGUGCUUCUGGGAUUGCAGAAGGAGAUUUUAGCAAAGGUGUAGUGGAGCACAAUCUCAACUGCUAUGGUGGUCGAGCUAUGGCUCGGUGUCUGACUAGUUGGCGUAGCACAGUUGAAUUGGUAUGCAUCCCUGUUCGGCAUCCUGUGGAAGCCACCCUUGAAGUCAAAAUUCUGGAGGGACCUCAUGGUGUGCCUUUCCGUGGCAAAGUGAUUGCUUGGACCGAUGACUUCGAAGAGAAUCCUAUGACCCUAUUCGAAUACGAUGAUGACAGCAGCGAAGAGGUUGCAGGUGGUCAGGGAUUAGUCAGAGACGAUGGCUCUCUUGCGCUAGCUCGUAAUUUGAUAGCUGUCCCUAUCAACAAGGAUGACGGAGAAAUGGUGCUCAAUGUCUGCUUUGUUGAUAACCAUUAUGAAAACGAAGGCACUGUGGUCACUCUGCAAUACCCUUGUGAAGAGGAGUUUUGCACAUAUGGUUCCUACGUACUUCAGUUGAAGGUUGCGUGGAAAGCUAUUCUAACCAGGCCAAUAUCGAGAGAAGUCCAUAACAGAUUGUUUUCUCUGCCACAGCCCCAACUAACUGUCAACUCGUGGAUGUGGGAGUUGGUAUUCCAAGGUAGUCGCGGAUCCUUUGGUGAAAAUCUAAACUCGUAAUGUCUCAGUUGGUAGGUCGCGUUCCGGGUUUUAUUUUAGUCCCACCAUUUUUGUC